Molecule: messenger RNA, 1419 nt
Organism: Parnassius apollo (apollo)
Lineage: Eukaryota; Metazoa; Arthropoda; Insecta; Lepidoptera; Papilionidae
Source: the annotation of a GenBank genome assembly
AUGUAUGAAACCUUACAGCGCGUUCAGAGCGACGCGGAGCUGUCCGCGUCGCGAAUAGAAAAUAAUAAUGAUGCCAUUCUCGACCAACCGUCUACUGCACAAACUACAGAUGGGCCUCCAUCUCCGACAAAUGGGUCCCCGACGCCUCCAAAAAACCGCAAAUACGAUCCCAAACUUGCCAUGUUAAAGGAUGCAUUUGGUAUUUUAAAAUCAGCAUCGACCAAGUCAAAUCAAGACGACGAGAUUGGCACGUUUUGUAAAUUUUUAGAGAAUACAUUGAGAAUAUCGAUCAUCGCACGAAGAAUUUGGGGGUGUCUAAAAGAAGUAUAUUUUUUUUUCGAUAUAAUGACAUUUUUGGAAGACACAAAGGACUUUGAAUCCACACAUGAAAGUAUGGCUUCAACAUCGUCGCAGAGCUCCCAAAAUGUUGCUUCAACGUCAUCGCAAAACUCGCAAAGUAUUUACCUAUUACCAUGGCCCCAGACCUGCUAUUACCGGUGGUGGAAACUGGACCAUAUAACAUCUAUGUUGGGUGCAACAUGCACGGGGUUCACUGUGGAGUUUGGUGGUGACAGGGAAAAAGAAAUGAUGCCACCAGAUGCGGUUGUGGAACUCAUUGAUUUACAAUCUUUGCCGGAGCAUUCAGAGACUAUUAAUAGUGAUUUGGUGAUGGGAGGUGGUGUUAGUGCUGAGUGUGGUGGUGAUAGUGAGAAAAUUUUCACACCAAAAAGAUUUAUUUUUAAUAAUCCCUACAAACCCUUAAAGAAACGCCAAAAGCCCUCUGAAGAACUACAACGGGCUCAGAUAAGAAAGGAGUUAGCCAUGGCUGCUUAUAUUGAAGCCAAAACUGAAAAUACCGUUGGUAAUUUGAACACAGAGAGUAACAUUGCUGAACAAGAACAUUUGACAAAUGAUCAACAACCUUUAGGACCUUACUCGAGAGAAAAUAUAGUCGGAAGAAAAAAGAAAAAAAGGUCAGAUGAUGGCACAAGCGAACUGUUAACCACAUUAAACAAGUGUAUUGAAACUCGCAAAAAUAAGGAGGAUAUUUUGGAACAAGAUGAGAACAGAAUGUUCCUGAUGUCCCUAUUAUCAUCAUUUAGGGCAAUUCCGGAGCACAAAAAGUCAGCUGUGAAAAUUCAAUUAAUCAGUGUAAUCGAAUCAUUCCGAUCCUCUACUCAAAAUAAUAUAUAUCCAAACACAAUGUGGCGAAAUUUUAAUGAGUACGAGUAUGAGCGUGGUUACUUCAGACCGGAGGCCGGGCGUUCAACAGCACCAAGUCAACAAUCACGCCCUGAAGCACAACAUUAUUAUACGCUACCAACUUCAACUCCUUCAGAACGUGAACGCCCAGAGUCGCGAUUUUCUACUGUCACUUCAAAUACCUCGCAAGAUUCUGACAUUUUGGAUCUAUUUUGA